UUUUCGGGAAUUCUCUCCGCAGUUUUCGGCUCCUACACCGACGUCACUCCCCGGCAAUUCUUCAACGUCCAGCUGGACACGGAGUACCGGAAGAAGUGGGACUCGCUGGUGCUGAAGCUGGACGUGGUGGAGCGGGAUCCGGCCUCGGGAUCCGAGGUGAUCCACUGGGUCACGCAGUUCCCGUAUCCGAUGUAUUCCCGGGAUUACGUUUACGUCCGGCGCUACAGCGUCGACAGCGACCGCAACCUCAUGGUGCUCGUGUCCCGGGCCGUGGAACAUCCCGGAAUUCCCGAGGAUCCGGAGCACGUCCGGGUGCGCAGCUACGAAUCGCACAUGGUGAUCCGGCCACACCGAGGCUUCGAUGAGAACGGAUUCGAUUAUCUGCUGACGUACAGCGACAACCCCCAGACCGUCUUCCCCCGCUACUGCCUGAGCUGGAUGGUGUCCAGCGGAAUGCCGGAAUUCCUGGAAAAGCUGCACUCGGCGGCGCUGAAGGCCAAGAAGAUGGAGCUGGAAGUUCGGGAUUAUCUGAGCCCCGGGAAAAGCGCGGAGCCGCGCGGAGCCGCUCGCCUCGAGUACGCCUGAGCCGCGGAAAACCGGGAAUAGCGGCGGGAAUUCCCGGGAGAAACGU
Pseudopodoces humilis (Tibetan ground-tit) is the source of this 631-nucleotide messenger RNA. The record is from RefSeq and is a predicted model, not a curated record. Lineage: Eukaryota; Metazoa; Chordata; Aves; Passeriformes; Paridae.